Molecule: messenger RNA, 121 nt
Organism: Funneliformis geosporum
Lineage: Eukaryota; Fungi; Glomeromycota; Glomeromycetes; Glomerales; Glomeraceae
Source: the annotation of a GenBank genome assembly
AUGAGACAACAGUCAGAGCUUGACAAAAUUGACUUGGAUGAUAUCAGCCCUGAACUUUGUAAUAAAGAAAUUCUUAAAAAUGUUCAUCCAGACAAAAUCGAUUUCUUUAGAUACAAUGACC